GACAGCACAUACAGUCUAUUAUAUUCAUAAAAAGUUCAAUAUAAAAAAAAUUUAGUAAAAAUGGAAUUUCCAGUAGUAUUCGAUGAAGAGGAGAAAAUAUGGUCUGGUCUAAAACGUAAAAGAAUUUUUAAUUCAAGCACAUCGGUUGGGGAGAUAGCACUUUAUAUGAUGCGAAGUAAACCACCAACUGCGCCAUGUCAAAUAUCAGAUUCUGAACACACAACGUUGACCUUUGAGUCUGCCAGUACGUAUGCCGUACGUAUAGCACAACAUUUCAAGACACUAGAACUGAGUCAGGACGAUGUUGUGAGUAUAGUGGCAACUAAUACAACGUUUCUAAUGCCUGUUAUAGUCGCUUGUUGGUUAAAUUGUACACCAUUUCAGGCAAUCUAUCCGCUACAUGCAGAAAAUAUUGUUCAUCAUCUUUUAAAUAUAACAAAGCCAAAAAUAAUUUUUUGCGAUGGUUUAUAUUAUGAAAAAGUUAAAAAUUGUGAAUCUGCAUUGAAUGCAAAAAUAUUCACACUCUGCAAUCAUUUAACUGACGUACCAAAAGUGGAAGAUUUAUUAGAACCCACAAUGACGGAACACUUCUUUCAACCAGCUACAUUAAAGUAUGGACCUGAUCAGACAAUGGGACUAUUUUGUUCAUCUGGUACCACUGGUCUUCCAAAAGCUGUUUGUAUAUCAAACGAUCAAAUGUUGAAAACCCAUGGUUUCACUAACGGCACUACAGUUAUGUUUUCAUUCUCCACACCAGACUGGACAACAGGACUCUUUAGUGUCCUCUAUAAUACAUUAACUGGUGGCAUACGCAUAAUUACAACGAAACCAUAUUCUCCAGAAUAUUUGAUGGAAAUUAUUAUUAAGUAUGAAGUCAACUUUGUGGGGAUUGGCGCAUUUCAAGCAACUGAAAUAUCGAUUUUGCCUAAUUUCACUAAAGAAAAUUUAAAAAGCCUUCGAUUUAUAUUUAUGGCAGGUGGACACUGCCCAAUAUCUACAUUGGAACGUGUACGUGCCCAACUAACUCAUGGAAUGCUUAUAAAUGGCUAUGGUACAACAGAAUGCGGGGGAUUAGCCGGUAAUAUGAAAAAUUAUAAGAACAAUUCGGUGGCUAGGAUCCUGCCGGAAAUACAAACAAAAAUACUAGAUCAACAAACUGGUGAAAAGUUAGCACACAAUCAAGUUGGUGAAAUUUAUAUGCGUACGUCAAGCAAAUGGAGUGGUUACUAUGGAGAUGUGAAAGCGACUGAAGCUGUCUUAGACGUUGAUGGUUGGGUACGAACUGGAGACUUGGGUUAUAUGGAUGAAGAAAACUAUUUAUAUUUGCUUGAUCGUUGCAAGGAUAUUUUUAAAUACAAGGGCAGACAAUAUUCUCCACAUGAAAUCGAAGAAACUAUACAAGAAUUAUCAGAUGUAUUGGAUGCGUGUGUUUUUGCUGUUUAUGAUGAUGAGUUCAAUGAUUUAGCGGCAGCAGCAGUUGUGAAGAAACCUGGUAGUAACCUAACGGAGGAUGAUGUUGUUAAGUAUGUAAAGCAACAUCAAGAAAAUGAAUGGAAGCACCUGAAUUACGGAGUGUUUUUUGUCGAUGAAAUAUCCAGAAAUGCUAAUGGUAAAGUUUUAAGAAAUAAAAUGAAGGAAUAUUGCUUAAGUUCUAAAUAAAUAAAA
This is a messenger RNA of Teleopsis dalmanni, 1665 nucleotides long. Its product is annotated as probable 4-coumarate--CoA ligase 3. Bases 61 to 1659 code for a protein of 532 amino acids. Gene Ontology annotation, biological process: fatty-acyl-CoA biosynthetic process; long-chain fatty acid metabolic process. The transcript is spliced from 4 exons. NCBI's taxonomy places the organism in Eukaryota, Metazoa, Arthropoda, Insecta, Diptera, Diopsidae. Gene Ontology annotation, molecular function: long-chain fatty acid-CoA ligase activity. The record is from RefSeq and is a predicted model, not a curated record.